AUGCCUAAGCAGACACAUACCGCCCCUAGCUCAAGUUGUGGAAUCAGCACUGCGAUUGGCAUCCGACUGGCUCAGCAUGGCACAGAUCCAGUGGUGAACUAUUUUUCUUCUACUAGCGCCACUUGGAAAGUAGUCGAGCAGAUACGCAGCUACGGCACAACGACUAUCAUCGUCAAGGCGGACAUGUCACACGAAGAGAAGAUUAAAUGUCUCUGCCAGUGUGUAAUGACAGAGUUUGACCAGCCGAGUAUUAUCAUGAGCAACUCUAGCAUUGAGCAUUUGGGUACACUGCCUGACGUGACCGUGAGAGAUAUUGAUGAGGUCGGUUUGUUUUUCAUCGCUCAACAGGCCUAUAAAUGCUUGACUGGAUACAGCCGUCUAAUUCUGACUCUCUCCCUCAGCCCAGCAGAUUCAGGACAUAAAUUGCAGACUUGA
Molecule: messenger RNA, 435 nt
Organism: Aspergillus pseudonomiae
Lineage: Eukaryota; Fungi; Ascomycota; Eurotiomycetes; Eurotiales; Aspergillaceae
Exons: 1
Coding region: 1-435 (144 amino acids)
Source: RefSeq, a predicted model, not a curated record